This is a messenger RNA of Arctia plantaginis, 780 nucleotides long. The record is from the annotation of a GenBank genome assembly. NCBI's taxonomy places the organism in Eukaryota, Metazoa, Arthropoda, Insecta, Lepidoptera, Erebidae.
AUGGCGUCUGCCGUGAUUAAGUUCAGUGCCAUAUUGAUGUUCGUCGUUGUGUGCUUCGCUGAUCUCGCGGAGUUUGAUAACACUCACUCCAUCCCACCGCCGCCAGUCACUGAAGUGUGUUUGGGCUGCAUCUGCCAGGCCGCGUCAGGGUGUACGCAGAGCUUAGGGUGCGAGGACGGUGCCUGUGGAUUGUUCCGGAUCACUCAUCCUUACUGGACUGACGCUGGCAAACCAACAGUAGACGGAGCGCCUGUAGAUUCCCCUAAUGCUUUCAACAACUGCGCGUUUGACCCGUACUGCGCAGCCCGCACAGUGCAGGGAUACAUGAGGAAAUUCGCUCAGGACUGCAACGGUGACGGACAAGUGAACUGCUAUGACUACAUGGCAAUUCACAAGCGGGGAGGAUACGGCUGUGUCGGAGACCUGCCAUUCCAAUACCGAAGUGGAAUAAACAUGAAGCUGCUUGCAAUUCUCUUAGUAAUUGCUUUAGCUGCAGUUGAAGGACAUCCUAACAUUCCCCGGACACAAGCGUGCGGAUUUCAUCUGCAUAUGCGUUUAACAGCUGCCUGCAGACAUGAAAUGAGUUUAAGAAAUUUGAGGCAAUACCUAGAAAGCCAGAUGCCUUCUCUACAUGAUAAAUUCGAAGCUGAUCGCCUGGCUGUCCUAGCUAAAAUCCCUAAGAGUCCUCCCGAGGAGAACGUUGUUGAAGCGUGCUGCUACAGAAGUUGCACUUAUGCUGAGUUGGUCAGUUACUGUUACGUAGUGAACGGCAUUUCCUAG